AUGAAGAACGGUGAAUCAAAGGAACAGAGUUUAAAUUCAGAAAAUUCCCCACCUCAUGUAUACAAAUAUGAUCUAUUGAAGAUUGGCCCAGUCAAAGAAGAAGUUAAGAAACUUGGAAAUAUAGAAUUUCUUGCAACAGUUGACUUUUUGUAUUAUUUAUUGCAGUAUGGUACAGAUAAAGCAAAAAUAUUUCAUAUGAUGGAGGAUCCUGGAAAUAUUUUAAAUGUUGUUAAACAAAUUGAAUUGAUGGAAGGAUGCAAUUUUAAGGAUACCACAUCCAGGAAUAAGUGUGUUAGUAGAAUAAAACGGCGUCUUAAUUUAAUCGUAAUUAAAGGUAUUUUAACGGAAGAAUAUUGCGAACAAGCUAUAAAAUAUUUUUGGAUUGAACAAAAAGUAGAUGAGGAAAUGUCCCUUAAGAUAGAUAACCAAAAAAGUCAGAAGGAGAAAGAAGACAUUUGUUAUAAUGAAACCGAAAUAAAAAGACUUAUAAGUGUUUUAGAAAAAGAUAAAAAUAUAAAAUUUUCUGAAGAAAUGAUUGAAAAUACCAUAAUUACAAUUGAAGAUUUCCUUCUUGAUGUUUUAAGAAUAACCAUAAAUGAAGAACCCAUGAAAAUACCCGAAAAUCCUGAAGAUCAACCACGUAGACCAUAUGAAUCCCUUAAAGAAAACUCGAUUACUGAUAGGAAAAACUGA
This is a messenger RNA of Plasmodium malariae, 693 nucleotides long. Its product is annotated as gamete antigen 27/25, putative. The transcript has a single exon. NCBI's taxonomy places the organism in Eukaryota, Apicomplexa, Aconoidasida, Haemosporida, Plasmodiidae. The record is from RefSeq and is a predicted model, not a curated record. Bases 1 to 693 code for a protein of 230 amino acids.